Messenger RNA from Vitis riparia (riverbank grape), 1444 nucleotides. Its product is annotated as choline-phosphate cytidylyltransferase 2-like. Gene Ontology annotation, molecular function: phosphatidylcholine binding; choline-phosphate cytidylyltransferase activity. The transcript is spliced from 8 exons. The coding region runs from base 77 to 1078 and encodes 333 amino acids. NCBI's taxonomy places the organism in Eukaryota, Viridiplantae, Streptophyta, Magnoliopsida, Vitales, Vitaceae. The record is from RefSeq and is a predicted model, not a curated record. Gene Ontology annotation, biological process: CDP-choline pathway.
GCGGAAAAGGGAGUAGCGUGAGCAUCGGGGGUGAGGAUGGCCACUGGUUAAAAGAGGAAGGACGAAGCCAUUCACCAUGAGAGCUCCAAUGGAGACGAUGAAUAACACCGACUCCAGCACUCGUAAUUCCAAUUCCAAUUCCAAUUCCAAUUACGAUACGACGUCUUUGUCUGGAGACGACGGCCCCGUUCGUGUCUACGCUGAUGGGAUCUACGAUCUCUUUCACUUCGGCCACGCUCGCUCUCUCGAGCAAGCCAAAAAAUCGUUUCCAAACACCUAUCUACUUGUUGGAUGCUGCAAUGAUGAAACCACUCACAAGUUUAAAGGCAAAACUGUUAUGAAUGAAGUGGAGCGUUAUGAAUCUCUUCGCCACUGCAAGUGGGUUGAUGAAGUUAUUCCUGAUGCACCAUGGGUACUCACUCAGGAAUUUCUUGACAAGCAUAAAAUUGACUAUGUGGCCCACGACUCUCUUCCUUAUGCUGAUGCCAGUGGAGCUGGAAAUGAUGUUUAUGAAUUUGUUAAAUCCAUUGGAAAGUUUAAGGAAACAAAACGAACUGAUGGGAUUUCUACUUCAGACAUUAUAAUGAGGAUUGUUAAAGACUAUAACCAGUAUGUGAUGCGUAACUUGGAUCGUGGAUAUACGAGAAAAGAUCUUGGUGUUAGCUACGUUAAGGAAAAGCGACUAAGGGUGAACAUGAGACUUAAGAAACUACAAGAAAAAGUGAAGGAACAACAAGAAAAAGUAGAACAAAAGAUUCAAAUUGUUGCAAAAACCGCUGGUAUGCAUCGCAAUGAAUGGGUGGAAAAUGCUGAUCGCUGGGUUGCAGGAUUUCUUGAGAUGUUUGAAGAAGGUUGCCAUAAAAUGGGAACAGCCAUCAGAGAUCGUAUACAAGAGCGGCUAAUGGGGCAGCAGUCAGGAGGGUCCAAAUAUCUGCUGCCCAAUGGCAAGGAUGACAUUGAUAAUGAGGAUGAAGAAUACUAUGAUGAAGAUGAUGAGGAUGAAGAGUACUAUGAUGAGGAAGAAUACUAUGAGUCCUCAGACGAGGAGGAGAAGGAGAAGAAGGCAGAAAGUAAAUAAGUGAUCUUCUCCAUGCUUUCCAGCCCCUCGGUUUCGGUAGAUUACUAUACAGUAGCUAUGGAAGGUGAAAUAUGAUUUUCAUAGUGGCAGGAGAGAGUUUGAACAUCGGAAUGGAAAUAUGUUGUUUGUUUUGACAUUUCCUGUGGUCGAAAUUUCGACAACUCUGGGCAAAAGUAUACAUGAAAAAUGAUUUAUGUUGGUUAUGGGUAUGGAAGAGGACCUAGCAGAAGCUGUUUGUGUUUGUGUAUGGGCUGUGAGUGAAGUUAUAAUGGGAAGGUUGUGAACCAGAUAGAGAGCUUUUCAUCAUAAGUAUGGUUUAGAUUCUUUAUAACAGUUGUUUCUUUGAAGCUUUCAUUCUUACUGUUU